CUUUCUUGUCAACAAAAAAAUAAAAAAUAAGUAAUAAACGUGAGCUGACUUAUAAGCGAUAAUGCUAUUAUAAGAUAAGUAAAGAACAACAAUACCUAUAUAAGAGUGCUCUUGACUUGAAAAAGUCAACAGUAUUGGCGAAUUAAUAGCGACAUACAGGUGACACAGUUAUUGUGUCUAUAAGAAGUUCAAGGGACAACUAAAAGAGUUUUAGCCAUUAGGAAAUUAAAAUCUUUUCAAAGAUGCAUCACUUGACGCUUGUGCUCGCCAUAUGCUUAUCAUUUGCCGUAACUAUCGACAGUCAAAAAAAAAUCGUUUGUUAUUUUGCUAGCUGGGCAUACUCUCGUGACUCAAUAGGAAAAUACGAUAUUUCCAAUAUCGAUCCGACUCUUUGUACACAUUUGAUUUAUUCAUUUAUCGGUCUUAAUGCUGACGCCAGUAUAAAAAUUUUGGACUAUCAGAGGGAAGUUACAAAUAAUGGAUUUCGCAUGUUUAACGAGCUUCGCCAAAAAAGCCCAUCAACAAAAACUAUAGUAUCCAUAGGAGGAUGGACGGAGGGUUCUGAUCAAUUUACUAGGGUAGUGAGCGAUUCAAACUUGCGAGCAAGAUUUGUCAGUAACAUCGUUGCAUUCUUGAAACAAUACAAUUUUAAUGGUCUUGAUGUUGACUGGGAAUAUCCAGCCCAACGUGGAGGAAAACCAUCCGACAAAGAAAAUUUCGUUAUUUUAUUAAGAGAACUGAAACAAACAUUUGGUAGAGAGGGGUUCAGUUUAUCCGCUGCAGUCAAUCCUACUGAAUAUGGUGCUGGACAAUCCUAUAAUAUUAGAGAAAUAUCAAAGUCACUUGAUUUUAUCAAUUUGAUGACAUACGAUUACCAUGGAACCUUUGAUGAAGAUAAAACCGUUGGACACAAUGCCCCACUCUAUGCUGCGCCAGGGGAAAACGCAAAUCAGAAAACAUUGAAUGUUAAUUCGUCUGUGAAUUUUUGGAUAUCACAGGGUGCACCCAUAGAGAAAAUAAACGUUGGAACUGCCUUUUAUGGAAGAUCCUUUACUCUAGCUGAUCCAAAUCAGCAUAAAAGAGGUUCACCUUUUAUUGCAGAAGGAAAAGCUGGACCAUACACUAAAAAUGCUGGCACAUUAGCAUACUAUGAAAUUUGUACCUAUACAGACCGUGAAAAUUGGACAGUUAGAUAUGAUCCAGAACAGCAUGUUGUAUAUGCUUUUAAAGCAGAUCAGAUUGUAGGAUAUGAUGACGUAAAUUCGAUCACAGAAAAGGCAGCAUAUAUUAAGAAUUUAAACCUUGGUGGUGCCAUGGUAUGGAGCAUAGAUCAAGACGACUCUAAUGGUGUAUGUAAUGGAGGAAGAGUUCCACUUCUUAGGGCUUUAAACAAAGUCCUUCGCAACUGAUCUACUUUUUAUAAAGAAGUUGAAAUAUUUAAAAAAAGUAAUACACAAAUAGAAAAGUAAAGAACUUCUUUCGAUUGCAAGAAACAAAAUUAGCUUUUAUAUUCAAAAGAGUUUUAAACAUUAAAUAAAGAAUCAGAAUCUUCUGCACAUAUGAUUAUAUUGUCAAAUGAUUCAGCAUAGGUUUUAUCAUCAUACCACGCCCUAACCAAUAAAUAAUAAUUUUGAUCCUGACUUAAAAAAA
This is a messenger RNA of Belonocnema kinseyi, 1650 nucleotides long. RefSeq names its product acidic mammalian chitinase-like. The transcript has 7 exons. NCBI's taxonomy places the organism in Eukaryota, Metazoa, Arthropoda, Insecta, Hymenoptera, Cynipidae. Gene Ontology annotation, cellular component: extracellular region. Gene Ontology annotation, biological process: chitin catabolic process; carbohydrate metabolic process. The record is from RefSeq and is a predicted model, not a curated record. Bases 243 to 1409 code for a protein of 388 amino acids. Gene Ontology annotation, molecular function: chitinase activity; chitin binding.